Messenger RNA from Branchiostoma floridae (Florida lancelet), 1531 nucleotides. Its product is annotated as G-protein coupled receptor 54-like. Gene Ontology annotation, biological process: G protein-coupled receptor signaling pathway. The coding region runs from base 34 to 1449 and encodes 471 amino acids. The transcript has 10 exons. NCBI's taxonomy places the organism in Eukaryota, Metazoa, Chordata, Leptocardii, Amphioxiformes, Branchiostomatidae. The record is from RefSeq and is a predicted model, not a curated record. Gene Ontology annotation, cellular component: membrane. Gene Ontology annotation, molecular function: G protein-coupled receptor activity.
GUUGGAGCGGCCUGACGGCUGCAGCAGGACACGAUGGAGCUGGAAGAUGCAGACAUCCUCCCGCCAGACCUGGACCUGUGGUCCGACGGUUUUCUGGACACCAGCUGGAACAACAGAACAGGAAACUUCACCACGGAGUAUGAAGUGGCUCCUGUGGACGCCUAUCUGGGCCCGGAAGCCUGGGUGGUGCCCGCGCUGUUCGCUAUCAUCGGUGCCGUGGGAGUGUCCGUCAACACACUGGUCAUCUACAUCAUCACCAAAUAUAACGAGAUGAAGACGCCGACGAACCACUACAUCGUGAACCUGGCGGUGGCGGACCUCUCGUUUCUCGUGUUCUGCUCGCCCUUCACGGCCUACAUGUUUGCUACCACCAGCUGGACUCUGGGCAGGAGCAUGUGCAAGUUCGUCUUCUACUUCAUGCAGGUGACCGUAGAGGCAUCCUGUUUCUCCAUGACGUCACUCAGCGUGGACCGGUACUUCGCCAUCGUCCAUCCCAUCACCUCCAUCAACUACCGGACUCCGCGCUCCGCCCUCGUCAUCAGCACCGCCAUCUGGACCGUGGCCCUCCUGGUUUCGUCACCUCUAGCCGUGAACUUUGACCUCACUUACGUAGAAUGGCACACCAAAAACACCUACUGCAUGGAACGCUGGGACAGCCUGUACGGACAAAUGGCCUACUGGAUCAGCAUCAUGGUCCUGACCUACGUGCUCCCCCUAGCGGUGGCCUCAUGGAGCUGCAUGCGGGUUAUCCAGCAGCUCUGGGGCAGCAACGCGGUGUACCCUGGGAUUGAGCAACUGCCCUUCCAGUUCCGACAGAAGGCCCUCCGGAAGAAACGAAAGGUGUGCCUGAUGAUCGUUGCCAUGGCGCUGAUGUUCGCCAUCUGCUGGCUGCCCAACCACCUGAUCGUCCUCUGGCAGGUUCUGGACCCAAAGGGAUUCCCGCGCAAUUUUGCGAUGCACUCCUUCAAGAUCUUCGCGGUGACCUUGACGUACCUUCAGUCCGCUCUGAACCCGAUUCUCUACGUCUUCUUGGGAGAGGCGUUCAGAAAGAACUUGAAGAAGGAGUUCCCUUGUUUCUUCAGGUCAGCUAUAUUUGGCGUUACAAUAUGGGCGUUGCUUUUUUUUCUCAGAUCUAGCCGCGUGGGCUCCAACCGCGAGGCGGGCACCGGCGUGCCCCCGUCUGCUAGCAGGCCGCUGGAGCUUGGGGCCCCGGCUAGCGUGGCGGGCAGGAGCGGCCAUCAGCGGGCAGCGGUGCCGGCCAACCACAACAAGAUCGACCUGGACCUGACGCCGAUGUCCGUGUCCUCCGCCGCCAGUAGCUCAAAGGAACGCCCUCUUGUCAUGCCCAGCACAAGUAACUCCAUACUACUGCGGCGAUCCUCCUGCAAGCCCAACAGAAACCACAAGAUGGCGCGCAUUCAACCUGCGAUUAUGACCAGCAAGGUCUAAACAUGGCAGAUGAGAACAUGUCACCAACUCGGAGUGGAGUUGUGAAGUAUAUUUUUGCAUUGUCAGUUCACCUGUAUCCGCG